Molecule: messenger RNA, 1538 nt
Organism: Setaria italica (foxtail millet)
Lineage: Eukaryota; Viridiplantae; Streptophyta; Magnoliopsida; Poales; Poaceae
Product: B3 domain-containing protein Os11g0156000
Exons: 3
Coding region: 460-1260 (266 amino acids)
Molecular function (GO): DNA-binding transcription factor activity; DNA binding
Source: RefSeq, a predicted model, not a curated record
UGGAGCUACAUAUUCUAAAACCUCACCACCUUUGAAGCCCUUCCUUCACUUUGAUUCUUCCUGUCUACCUAGGUUAAAAUAAUAGUAAUGCUCCCCUCUCUCUCCUCAAGAUCAAAUGCACCUGCACCAAGACCUCCCAUGAGUCUCUUCCUACUCAUCAUGCAUGUAUUCCCACCAUGGAAGUAUUAUCAAUAGUACAUUACAUGUACACACCUUCCUGACCAUCUAGACUGGUGGAGUGGUGGUUCUACUACUUGGGAUCCUGGCUAUAAAUGGCCGGCCAUGACAUAUGCAUGCCUCCCUCUACACAGCACACACCACCACACCACCACUGCCGGCCUCUCCCCUCUCCCCACUGCCAAACUCUUUUUGCAAGAGCUAGGCAAGGACUGAAGAACUCCUCUUCUUCCACCUCUAGCUACCUAGCGUUCCACCAGACCAAGAAGUUCAAGAGCAAGAAUGGCCACGCACCAUCUCGCCCAGGGGCACCCCCAGGCGUGGCCAUGGGGGGUGGCCAUGUACACCAACCUGCACUACCACCAGCAGCAGUACGAGAGGGAGCACCUUUUCGAGAAGCCGCUCACGCCCAGCGACGUGGGCAAGCUCAACCGGCUGGUGAUCCCCAAGCAGCACGCGGAGAGGUACUUCCCCCUUGGCGGCGCUGGUGGGGUCGCCAGCGGCGAUGGCAGCGAGAAGGGCCUGCUACUGGCCUUCGAGGACGAGGCCGGCAAGCCGUGGAGGUUCCGGUACUCGUACUGGACCAGCAGCCAGAGCUACGUGCUCACCAAGGGCUGGAGCCGGUACGUGAAGGAGAAGCGCCUCGACGCCGGCGACGUCGUGCGCUUCGAGCGGGUGCGUGGCGGCCUCGGCGCCGGCGACCGCCUCUUCAUCGGCUGCAGGCGGCGCGGCGAGAGUGCAGCACCGGCGCCGACGCCCCCACCGCCCGUGCGCGCCCCGGCACCGGCGCUGAACCCCGGCGAGCAGCAGCCGUGGAGCCCGAUGUGCUACAGCACGUCAGGAUCGUCGUACCCCACCAGCCCAGCCAGCCCCUACGCCUACCACAGCGACAUGGCACACGCAGGUGAGGCGGACGCCAAGAGCAGCGGCACGCCUACAGCGCCGUCGAGGAAGCUCCGGCUGUUUGGCGUGAACCUCGACUGCGGCCCAGAGCCGGAGCCAGAGGCGGCAAUGUACGGCUACAUGCACCAGAGCCCUUACGCUGCAGUGUCCACAGUGCCAAAUUACUGGGGCAGUUCAUAGGACAGAGGAGGAAGGAGAACUGAGGCCAUGCUUGCAGAAUCCUUACAACCAGCACUGAAGAACUACCGCUACUACAGCUCUGUAGUCUGUCUGUACUGAGUGACAGGUUUGAAUUGACCUGUGGAAUGAUAAGGAAGGGAGUGAGUCUGAGAGAGAUCCCUUGUUUCCCGGGCAAUCUUCCUUCCAUCACCCCAGAAUGCCCCUUUUUUCCUUGGCCUUGUUUAGUUGGGGAAUCUGGGAGGUGCCAAAUUACUGUUACAGCACUGUAGCACACUGUA